Liolophura sinensis is the source of this 792-nucleotide messenger RNA. RefSeq lists its product as uncharacterized. The record is from RefSeq and is a predicted model, not a curated record. The coding region runs from base 1 to 792 and encodes 263 amino acids. The transcript has a single exon. Lineage: Eukaryota; Metazoa; Mollusca; Polyplacophora; Chitonida; Chitonidae.
AUGGGGUCAACCACAUCCCAUAAAUACACGCUGACAAGGACAACCACAUCCUAUGAACACACGCUGACAGAACCAACCAUAUCCCACGAGCACAUGCUGACAGGCCCAACCGCAUUCCGUGAACACACGCUGACAGGGCCAACCACAUCCCAUAAAUACAAGCUGACAGGGCCAACCACAUCCCAUGAGCAUAUGCUAACAGAACCAACCAUAUCCCAUGAACACUCGCUGACAGAGCCAACCACAUCCCAUGAACACACGCUGACAGAACCAACCAUAUCCCAUGAACACACGCUGAGAGAAUCAACCACAUCCCAUGAGCAUAUGCUGACAGGGUCAACCACAUCGCAUGAACACACGCUGACAGAACCAACCACAUCCCAUGAGCAUAUGCUGACAGAACCAACCACAUCCCAUGAGCAUAUGCUGACAGAACCAACCACAUCCUAUGAGCAUAUGCUGACAGGGCCAACCACAUCCCAUGAACACACGCUGGCAGGGCCAACCACAUCCCAUGAAAACACGCUGACAGAACCAACCAUAUCCCAUGAACACACGUUGACAGGACCAAACACAUCCCAUGAACACAUGCUGACAGGACCAACCACAUCCCAUAAACUCACGCUGGCAGGGCCAACUACAUCCCAUAUACGCAUACUGGCAAGGCCAACCACAUCCCAUAUACGCAUACUGGAAAGGCCAACCACAUCCCAUGAACGCGCACUGACAGAAUCAAACACAUUCCAUGAAAGCAACUCAAAGUGCCAACCACAUCCUAUUACCACAUGCUGA